AUGCCUCGCCGAAGCAAUAGAAAGAAGCAGCAGACCAGCUAUGCCGAAGAUCCAAGCUCAGCUGAAGAAUAUGUGCCCCAGAAAAGAAAGAGAGAAAAUGACCGCCAGACUUCCGGCUCGUCUAAGAAAAGUUCUUCUGGAUCCUCUAGAAAGACUUCAGGUUCUUCCAGACGCCAAGGUUCAUCCGAAACACCUGCGACUUCUGACGAGUCAGACAAUGACCAGAGACGUCAUGGCCCUAAAGAGCUUACCACUGUAGCAGAAGUUUUGGAAGACUUCAAAGUGUCAUACGUGGGAACUCUUGAUUUUGAUCAGCCUGAGACACCUUCCAAGCCUAGGUGGAAGAUUCCCAAGAAGCCUAUCACCGAUAUUAAGAAGGUUCCUAAAGGAUGGACUCCUGUAGACCACGGAGUUGAUCAGAAUGAUGUCGAUGCUUUGAUUAAACGUUGCAAGGAACGAAUCGCAGAAAAGAUCAUGCCUCAUAUAUUCGAGAAUGACUUGAAGAGUCUCCUUGAGAGGAAGAAGAAGGAGGAUUUCAUGGUUAAUGCUGAGAUCCCGGGUCUAUCCUUCAAUGUGGCAAAACGUCUUAAGCAAUUGAACCGAAUGAAAGCAUGGCUGGAAGGAAAUGGUGACGGGUAUAAUUUCUUGCCAACAGUCAAAGCUAUCGCGAAGGCCUAUAGGAAGAAGGAACUUGACUGGAAUCUCGGGCUUGUAACCUAUUGGAGCGAUGGCAAACAGAUCUGCCAGCCCAGAGUGCAUGAUAUGGCAGUUGUCGCGAUUAUUACCAAAGACCCGAGAUACAAAAAGGGCUUUUGGGUAGAAGGAAGCCGCUUGGCUGGUCCCUUGCCACCUGGCCCGAGCAACCUAAAUGCCCAAGCUGGAAACCAUUACAGACUAUAUCCGAAAGAGGGAAAUAAUAUGGGCACUGGUACUAGGGCUUUGGCCUCAACCGGUCUAUGUUACGAGCCCGCAGACGAGGGGCCCUUUCAGGUCAAGAUAACGGAAGAUUCCCACCCAUGGGUCUUUGAAUUCUCAGACGACAGCGGUGCCGAUUUCAUGACGCUGUACCAAGAUGACAUUUUCACUCUAUAUAAUGUGAAUCAGCCCCCAACCGCACAGUUCGCUCCUAAUACACCAGGGGGACUAUGGAACGUCGCCCCCAUUCUAGGAGUUGCUGAAUCGCGCAUAGGAGAUGGAACAAGUUUCUUUAACUAUGUUAUCAGCCUCUAUUUCAAUCUCGAGGCUCCAGUCCCCGAGGACGAUGCAGCAGGUAAAAGCUACAGAAAUGACUACUUCCCCAUCGAAGCUCUUGUGCGUGAAGGAAAUAUUCAGGCUGUUGGUGCGCCUAGAUUGAAUGGUCCUGCUCUGAGAGUUUUAUUUAAUACCGUUACUUCCUGUACUGAUAUGAUCAGACUUUAUGUCCUUACUAGUCUGGGUAAUGGUACGACGUACGUAAAGAAGCCGCAUUAUAAAUCCGCUCUGCCGGAGAAUUUACCUCCGAGACAGAAGGAUCUUCUGCCAGAUUAUGUUCCAGUUACCCCAAUGGUUGAUCGAGAUACACCUAUGGGAGGCAUGGAGGUCCCACAAGAGGGUGGCCCGAGCAAUUUCCCACCAGGGGUCGGCCAGGGGAAUGUUUUCCAAGGGGGUGCCGGUGCCCAAGGAGAUCUCCCACAAUAUGUCCCGGGAAAUUACGGCAGCACAUAG
This is a messenger RNA of Penicillium cosmopolitanum, 1704 nucleotides long. RefSeq lists its product as uncharacterized. The coding region runs from base 1 to 1704 and encodes 567 amino acids. NCBI's taxonomy places the organism in Eukaryota, Fungi, Ascomycota, Eurotiomycetes, Eurotiales, Aspergillaceae. The transcript has 5 exons. The record is from RefSeq and is a predicted model, not a curated record.